UGGGGAAUCGUGUAAUGGCGGCUGGGGGUUACCUUGUUGGCGUAAGGACUGGCCGUGGCCAGUAGGCCGUCGAGGGUGGCUACUAGCCCUUCUCCUUUUGCACGCGGGAGGGGAGAGCUGGGAGUCGGAAGCCGUCGCCCGGGUGGGCCUGAGAUGAGGAAUUGAGCGAGCGUCGGCCGGCGAGACCGGGGCCACGAGGGGCACAGAGCUGGGCAGCAGCGUCGACCGCCGCGGGACACCAUGCCGCUCGUCACGAGGAACAUCGAGCCGCGGCACCUGUGCCGCAAAGCACUGCCCAGUGUGCGCAGUGAGCUGGAGUGCGUGACCAACAUCACCCUGGCCAAUGUCAUCCGCCAGCUGGGCAGCCUCAGCAAGUUUGCUGAGGACAUAUUUGGGGAGCUCUUCACCCAGGCCAACACCUUCGCCUUCCGGGUCAGCUCUCUGGCCGAGAGGGUUGACCGGCUACAGGUCAAGGUCACUCAGCUGGACCCCAAGGAAGAGGAAGUAUCACUCCAGGGCAUCAACACCCGCAAGGCCUUCAGGAGCUCCACCGCCCAGGACCAGAAACUCUUUGACCGAAAUUCCCUCCCGGUGCCAGUCUUGGAGACUUACAAUGUCUGCAACACCCCUCCGCCCCUCAACAACCUCUCCCAGUACAGGGAUGACGGCAAGGAGGCUCUCAAGUUCUACACGGACCCGUCUUACUUCUUUGAUCUCUGGAAGGAGAAGAUGCUUCAGGACACUAAAGACAUCAUGAAAGAGAAGAGAAAGCACCGGAAAGAGAAGAAGGACAAUCCGAACCGUGGGAACGUAAACCCGCGGAAAAUCAAAACGCGCAAGGAGGAGUGGGAGAAGCUGAAGAUGGGGCAGGAGUUCGUGGAGUCCAAAGAAAAGCUGGGGCCGGCUGGGUAUCCUCCCAACCUGGUGUACCAGAACGGCAGCAUCGGCUCCAGCGACAGCAUGGACACGGGCGGCGGCUACCCCCCACCCCCGCUGUCCGACCCCAACUCCCCGCCGUCCCCCUCUUUCCCCGAUGACAGUCUGCUGCCUCCCCCGCCCCUGGAGUUCAGCUAUCCGGCAGACGACCGCAGAGGUUCCGGCUCCGCGGGCCCCAAGAGGUCCAGCCUCGUCAGUCCGAGCCACCCGCCUCCUGCCCCGCCGCUCGGCUCCCCGCCGGGCCCCCGGCCGGGCUUCGCGCCCCCGCCGCCGCCCCCCACCAUCGGGGUGCCCCCGCCGCCGCCCGCCGGCUUUGCUCCCCCAACUACCCCUCCUCCGCCUUCCCCCCCGGCCUUCCCGCCCCACCCUGACUUUGCUGCCCCCCCACCCCCUCCUCCGCCGCCACCCCCAGCGGUAGAUUAUCCGUCUCUGCCGCCCCCGCCUGCCUCCCAACAGGUGGGAGGGGCCCCGCCCCCACCUCCCCCUCCACCGCCGCCCGGCCCUCCUCCCCCGCCUUUCGGAGGCCCGGACGGUCAGCCGCCGCCCCCGCCGCCCCCCUCGGACACGCCCACCUCGAAGCAGAAGUCCAGCCUGCCUCCCGUGAGCGAUGCACGCAGCGAUUUGCUCUCCGCCAUCCGCCAAGGCUUCCAGCUGCGCAAGGUGGAGGAGCAGCGCGAGCAGGAGAAGCGCGACGUCGUGGGCAACGACGUGGCCACCAUCCUCUCGCGCCGCAUCGCGGUGGAGUACAGCGACUCGGAGGACGACUCUUCCGAGAUGGACGAGGAUGACUGGUCCGAUUAGAGGCCCUUUGAGGGGCACCUGCCCCUCCUCCGCCCCCUCCCACCCUCGAGCAUCCCUACCACCUCCCGCUCAGCUGGGGACUUGCUGCUCAGCCCCCCUGGCAGGUGACUUCUCUUCUGCCACCUGUCAAACCUACAGGGCUGUGGUGGGGGUCCGCCUCCCCGGGUCUUCAAUGAACUGCCCCAUUGAAGAGCAGCUGAGCGCUCAGCUCCCUCCUUCCUCCUCCCCACUGCCGCCAUCCGCCAGGCCUUGGGGUGACCCGGUCCAGUGACUGAUUUGCCCUCCCUGCCCCCAAAGGGGGCCCUGAAAUGGUCAGCCACACUGGGGGCCAGAGGCGCCAAGGCCACCCUACAGGCUGGCAAGCAGGACCAAGGGCUGCCCCUCAGUUGAGUCUCCAGCUCCCUUGGACCCCUCGCUCUCGCGCUUCAGCACGCAGCCAGGGCUGGCAGCCGGGGAGCUGGUGAUGCCCCAGUCCCAGACCGCAGCCGCCUCUCCCUGUUUCAGGGCUGACCUGUCCCGGACGGGGCUUCUGAAACUGCACGGGGCAACUGGAGCCAUCAGUGGCCACGGUUGUUGCCGAAGGAUCCCUGGCCCCAGCCCGCCUAGAUGUAUAAGUCCGGGCAGGAAAAGAUUUGUGCCUUUUCUACCCCUUCUCCUCCUCCCCGACCCCCCAACUUUCACCUGGCCUGUUCCUGCUGAGGUCCCGGGCAGAAAGGGAGUCACGCUGUUGUGGCCUCCCUUAGAAAUGGCCAGGCUGUGGCAUACUGGCCCUGUCCAUCUGCCACCCCCAGCUGGCCUCUCCAUUUCUACUCCCGGACCUCAGGGGUUCCCCAGGGGUUGCCCACUCCCCUCCCUCAAGCCUCUGAGCCCCUCCCCCAUGCUUUCUAGAGCCCCGAUCCUUCAUGGAUGGGCUUAAUGCAAUUAAUAACUGGUCUGUGGGGCAAAUGGGAUGGAUCAACACGGUGCUUAGUUUUGGGUGCCUGGGCUGGCAGGUGAAAGGUGGGUUUCCCCACCCCCUUCCACCCACCCACCCAACGCUGGAUCCCAGUGGCCUUGGGGCACCCCGUGUGCUCCCCUCCCCGCCCCCCAUUCCUAGCCUGGAAGCUGAAACCAGCUUCAUUCAGUUAAUUCACUUGAAAAACUAACCAGCUCUUUCCCCAUCUAGACUACCAUAGACCGAAGACUGAACCAGCCAAAGUGCUCCCGAAGUGCCUUAUUCUCUGACACAAACACAGGAUCCCAGCCAUGGAGCAGGCAGGGAGUCUAGGGUCGGGGUGGAGGGGGGGGCGAGUCUGUCAAAGGAGGGUUCAGAGGAGCCUGGUGGGAGCCCUGGUCUGAAGGUGCCACCUGUUGCCAUGUGCCAGAGGGCAAGGCCCAGGAUCAGGCAUGUGUUUGUGACUUGAGAACCAGCUGGGGGUGGGCGGGGGGGAGUCUGUCCAGACAGCCCCCCACAUCCAUUUCCCAUGAGCCAGCGCUUAGGGCUACUGUGUUGUCCAACAAUGAGGGGGCAGUAGGUUAUUGGACCCUGGCCCCUCCUUGGUGCCCCACAGAGAGUCAUGUGUGCACACAGCCACUCUCACCUCCCUGAAUGAGGUUUGGGUCCUGCCCCUUCUCCGAGUUCCCACUCUCCCUUCCCGCGGGCCCCCCCCCCCAUGCCUUUAAGCGCUUAGUACAGUGCUCGGCACAUAGUAAGCGCUCAAUAAAUACUAUUGAAUGAAUGGAAUCAUACCAGUUGGCAGUAUCCCAAUGCCUGCAUAUAAACCCUUCAAACAAUUUAAA
This is a messenger RNA of Ornithorhynchus anatinus (platypus), 3516 nucleotides long. RefSeq names its product WASP family member 2 (gene WASF2). NCBI's taxonomy places the organism in Eukaryota, Metazoa, Chordata, Mammalia, Monotremata, Ornithorhynchidae. The record is from RefSeq and is a predicted model, not a curated record. Bases 241 to 1737 code for a protein of 498 amino acids. Gene Ontology annotation, molecular function: protein kinase A regulatory subunit binding; Arp2/3 complex binding; actin binding. Gene Ontology annotation, biological process: positive regulation of Arp2/3 complex-mediated actin nucleation; actin cytoskeleton organization. Gene Ontology annotation, cellular component: lamellipodium; cytoskeleton; SCAR complex. The transcript has 9 exons.